AUGAAUGGCUUUCCUGUGAAUGGCUUGGCGCAGUCGUCUUCCUUCACACCCAGCCAGCCCACUUCCGCCCCGAAGAAGUGUAGGACACGGCAAUCUGGCACAGCAUGGACUCGCUCAGGAUGCAUAACCUGCAAAAAAAGGCGCAAGGCGUGUGAUAAGGCCAAACCAAGUUGCAACAAUUGUCUCAAACAAGGCCGGAUAUGCGAGGGCUAUGGCUCUAUAUGGGCAGAGCCACUGGGUCCAUCGGCGCAGGUAUUCUCACAGAUGCAACCUUCAAAGCGCCGACGGCUCAGUGCAUCCUCGCUGUCUCAAUUGCCUUCGCCUGCGCCGUCCCCGUCCUCGGAUGCAUGGCUUGAGACUCGCUUAUCUCCUGGAUCCGGGACUUCCCUGGGCUGGUCUGUUCCAUCUUCUCCUCAGGAAUAUGUAUCACUUGAUGCAUCCACCAGUCCGGUCCAAGAUGUAGAGGAAUACAGUCCUGGCCCGGAUAUUAGUUUGCAUGACUCUGUCGCGGUAAUCCCACAGCCCCAAGGUUAUAUCAGUCAUCUCUCAACGCAUGAGACCCAUUACCUCCAAUAUCACAUGGAGCAGGGAUCCCGACUGCUAGCAAAUCUAGAGAACGAUGAUAACCCCCUGCGGUCGAUGUUGAUUCCUAGGGCAAUGUCAUCACCUCUACUGAUGAAGGCCGUAUGUGCCGUCUCUGCUCUCCAUCUAGCAAAUCGCUCCCAAGGCUUCGGGGCACAUACGGCUGCAGUCAGCUACUAUAGUGGAACGCUCAACGGACUCCGCAAAGCACUGGACAAGUGUUCAACGGAGGUGUUCCCCGAAGAUGCCAUGCUGGCAGUUGGUCUACUAUGCAAAUACGAGAUCGUGCGUGGUAGCGUUAAGCAAUGGGUUGUACAUCUCAAUGCUUUACAACGUCUGAUCGUUUCACGUGGUGGAUUUGCGUCAAUGAAUCGAGAUGCAGCCGAAUUCCUGCGUGGACUAUUCGUAUAUGCUUUUAACAUGGCCCGGAUCAGCAACCGCAAGUGUAUCACUUCUACGGAUAUUUCUGUCGAUAGUGAUAUCGGUAUCCCAAAAUUGGAUAUCUAUAUUGGAUACACAGAGGAAAUCCUCAAAUUAUGUGCACGCAUCGCAGAGCUGCAUUCCCUCCAAGAUAAUACCUUAGCUCUUCAACUCAGCGUUGCGUCCAUAAACGAAUCCCUCAUCACCUGGUCUCACACUUCAACUCCCUACAUAAUUCCCCAAGGGACGUCACCAGCAACCAUAACUCGGCUUCAACUUGUAGCUGAAUGUUUCCGCGACGCAGGAUUUGUCUAUCUCCACUCAAUCAUGGAGCGUAUUAGCAGAAACCAUCCAGAUACCUCCCCAAUCACCAGCCCUGGUACAAUUGUUAACACUAGACUAGAGGAGAGCCCAUCUCUUUCAAGACAAGACUGGCUUCCUCUCAUCUCCACGCCGAAAAGUCUUGCCGUCUACCGCUGUCUUGCCCGCAUUGAAACUUUCCCGCUGGGCGAUCACUGCGAGUUCUCGGCGCUGACGUUCCCACUCUUUAUAUCCGGAUGUGAGAGUGAGAACGUAGAGGACAGAGAGGUUGUGCUUCGUUCUCUGGGCAAGCUGCAGGAUAACUUUGGGAUUGGGAAUGUUAGGCGUGCGAAGGAGUUGUUGAAAAUCUUGUGGGCGAGACAGGAUGCUAAUUUUGAUGCUCAGUUUAAUGGGAUGGGUUGGAAAAAUGUGCACUGGUUGGAUAUUGUUGAGGAGCUGGGAUGGGAAUUGAUUCUUGCAUAG
Messenger RNA from Penicillium vulpinum, 1785 nucleotides. Its product is annotated as Zn(II)2Cys6 transcription factor. Gene Ontology annotation, biological process: positive regulation of transcription by RNA polymerase II. The transcript has 4 exons. Gene Ontology annotation, molecular function: DNA-binding transcription factor activity, RNA polymerase II-specific; zinc ion binding; transcription cis-regulatory region binding. The record is from RefSeq and is a predicted model, not a curated record. Gene Ontology annotation, cellular component: nucleus. Lineage: Eukaryota; Fungi; Ascomycota; Eurotiomycetes; Eurotiales; Aspergillaceae. The coding region runs from base 1 to 1785 and encodes 594 amino acids.